CUUUUUGUCUGCAAGAAUCGAGCUCCUUUCCCGACGGGAAAAGAAGAACAGAACGGUCAGGUGGUGAUCGUGGUGGAUAGAAUAGAACAAGGGCAAUCACACCAGGACAGGUAAAUAUCCGUCCUACUCCGAGCGCUACACACGAUUUCUUUCUCAUGCAGACACAAAAUUUUGUUUUGAUACUGCCGUCAUCAUCAAAUCCAGUAGUACAGUAAGUGAAAAAUCGAUUUUGUACACAGUUCUGUCAUGUUCUAUACAUAUUGCUUGGUGGUGGCAAAUCAUGCUGCAUGAGCGAAGUAAUAACGUAAAAGACGGCACAUGUACAUUGAUACCUUGGAACCGGUUACAAACAGGUCAUCAGAACAGCAACAUUACAGCCUGGCGAUUCUUAAACAUAAUGGAGAUAUAUAUCGCCUCAAUUGCAUAUUUAAAGACUACCAGAAACAUAAGCUGGAUCUAGUAUGUUCCUUGGCAACCGCAGACUUCAUCUCGUUGCUAUAUAUCAAGCGGUUUUGCCAUGCAACAAGUGUCUUUCGUGUGACGGAGUUUCAACGGGCAAAGUUUUUCAUGUGUGAACUCGAGAAACCUACUUUCGGCACACACUGUUUUAUUUAUUUUGACAUGGCAGAAAGUGGUGGCGAUCGACGAGCCGAGCGACUUGCACGUAAAAUUGAGGCUUCCAAAAACAAAAAACCAGCCAAAUCAAAAAACAAAGAAAAAGCAGCAGCUCGAGAACAAGAGCGACGCGAAGCAGUCUUUAACGCAUUUAGCAACUUUUACCAAGAAGAAUAUGGCCAUGAGCGAUGGCAAACGCUGAUAGAAGCACUGAAAAAGCCCGUACGACAUUGCAUCAUGGUCAACAAGUACAGCAACACGGACGAUUUCAAAGAACGUUUAUCGACAUUACCAGAACUUAUUCCACUCUCCUUUGUUCGUAUACCUUGCUUUGCUACCACAGCAGACCGAUUCCCCCAUCCACGAAAAGACCGUGCUGGUAUUACGGACUAUUACAUUUUGGAUGCCGGAUCUGUCCUGGCGACAGAGGCAUUGGAUAUCCAGCCGGAUGAUCGUGUGUUGGAUCUAUGUGCUGCACCGGGCGGCAAGUCUGUAUCUGUUCUGCAACGAUUGGGUGCGUAUGGCUCUUUGACAGUGAAUGAAUUGUCGCCGGAUCGACGACGUCGGUUACGCAUUGUCCUUGAUGAUUACCUGUCGCCCAAGGACGAACGCAUCACUGUAUUAGGCAAGGAUGGCACAAAAUGGUACUCUGAGCCGGAACAAUACGACAAAGUGUUGCUCGACGCGCCAUGUUCUUCGGAAAGACAUUUGUUGCACGACGAUAAGGAGUUCGAACAAUGGUCGCCCAAACGAACAGUCCAUAAUGCCGAGCGACAACUCAAGCUGCUCAAGGCGGCUGUGCAUUCGGUGUGUGUUGGUGGGUUGGUUGUUUAUGGCACAUGCUCGAUCAGCUCGACCGAGAACGAUAAGGUGGUUUCGAAAAUGAUCCGCAAGGGCAAAGUACCUGUCGAAGUAGUGAAGAAGACAUUCCCAAUUGGUGAACGGACGAAGUAUGGGUGGAUCAUUUUGCCCGAUAAGACCGAUGGCUGGGGACCGCUGUAUUUUUCAGUAUUGCGUCGGACAGGUGUAUCGAAGCAAGAAGAACAGCAGGACAACGACAAUGAAGGGGAUCAUAAUAAUGAAGCUUAGAAAGAGCGUGGUUGUGGCAGUCACUUUUUUUUUUUCGUUUGCAUGAUGGGCCUAAUUUAUUCCCCGAAACUCUACUUUAAAAAAUAGCUCGUAGCUUUUCCUUUACCUUCCAUAAUCCUCUUUUC
Zychaea mexicana is the source of this 1829-nucleotide messenger RNA. RefSeq names its product S-adenosyl-L-methionine-dependent methyltransferase. The transcript has 2 exons. Gene Ontology annotation, molecular function: methyltransferase activity. Bases 319 to 1704 code for a protein of 461 amino acids. Gene Ontology annotation, cellular component: mitochondrial large ribosomal subunit. Gene Ontology annotation, biological process: rRNA methylation. NCBI's taxonomy places the organism in Eukaryota, Fungi, Mucoromycota, Mucoromycetes, Mucorales, Lichtheimiaceae. The record is from RefSeq and is a predicted model, not a curated record.